Sorex araneus (European shrew) is the source of this 2813-nucleotide messenger RNA. RefSeq names its product fibulin 7 (gene FBLN7). Gene Ontology annotation, molecular function: calcium ion binding. The record is from RefSeq and is a predicted model, not a curated record. Bases 50 to 1366 code for a protein of 438 amino acids. The transcript has 8 exons. Lineage: Eukaryota; Metazoa; Chordata; Mammalia; Eulipotyphla; Soricidae.
AGCAAAGGGGACCGCGCCUCCGCGCGCGCAGAGGGUCUGGGGGUGCAAAAUGGGGCCCAGCGGUCCCCGUGCGCUCGUGCUUCUGCUGCUCGUGCUCUCCAGCUCCCGGUCGCGGGCUUCCCAGAACUGCCUCAGCAAACAGCAGCUCCUCAUGGCCAUCCGUCAGCUGCAGCAGCUGCUGAAGGGCCAGGAGACGCGCUUUGCCGAGGGCAUCCGCAGCAUGAAGAGCCGGCUUGCCACGCUCCACAACUCUGUGAACAGAGGGGGCCUAGACGCCCCACCAGUUUCCUGCCCAGCUCUGCACACGCCUCCCGAUGGCAGGAAGUUUGGCAGCAAGUACUUCGUGGAUCACGAAGUCCACUUCACCUGCAACCCUGGCUUCCAGCUGCUCGGGCCCAGCAGCGUGCUGUGUCUUCCCAAUGGCACCUGGACAGGGGAGCAGCCCCGCUGCAGAGAUAUCAGCGAAUGCUCCAGUCAGCCCUGCCAAAACGGCGGAACUUGCGUGGAAGGAAUCAGCCAGUACAAAUGCAUUUGUCCUCAGGGAAGGACAGGAAGUCGCUGUCAGCAUCAGACCCAGACUGCCGCCCCCGAGGCCAGCAGCCCCGCCUUCAGCCGCGCGCCCCGCUGCGCGCAGGUGGAGCGCGCGCAGCACUGCAGCUGCGAGGCGGGAUUCCACCUGAGCGGCGCCCCCGCCGGCGACGGCGUCUGCCAGGAUGUGAACGAGUGCGAGCUCUAUGGACAGGAGGGGCUGCUCGGGCUCUGCAUGCAUGCCUGCGUGAACACCCCUGGAUCCUACCGCUGCAGCUGCCCCCCUGGGUACCGGAUCCUGGGGGAUGAGAAGAGCUGUGAAGAUAUCGAUGAGUGCGUGAGUCCACAGCAGGUGUGUCCCCCCGGGACCACAUGCAUCAACACUGGAGGAGGCUUCCAGUGCGUCAGCCCACAGUGUCCCGAGGGCAGUAGCAACGUCAGCUAUGUGAAGACGUCCCCCUUCCAGUGCGAGCGAAACCCCUGCCCCAUGGACAGCAGACCGUGCCGCCACUUGCCCAAGACCGUCUCCUUCCAUUACCUCUCCCUGCCCUCCAACCUGCAGACUCCCCUUACGCUCUUCCGCAUGGCCACCACGGCCUCUGUGCCAGGCCGGCCUGGACCCAACAGCCUUCGAUUUGGGAUCGUGGGCGGGAACAGCCGCGGCCACUUCGUGAUGCAGCGCUCGGACCGGCAGACGGGGGAGCUGAUCCUCAUCCAGCCCCUGGAAGGGCCGCAGACGCUGGAGGUGGACGUGGACAUGUCCGAAUACCUGGACCGCUCUUUCCAGACCAACCACAUGUCAAAGGUCACCAUCUUUGUGUCCCCUUAUGACUUCUAAGGGUGCAGGGGGAGGGGAGAUCCGGGCUCACUUCUCUUUGGCAGAGACCCAGCCGCCGGCACAUCAGCCACAGACUCCCACCCUGUCCCCUGGCUCUGCCCACGCAGGCCUUAGAGCAGCUCCACAGGCUGUGCCACGGAGGGCACAGGGACAGCCACGGAACCCUGCUGCCACCAUGACUUUCUCUGCUUGAGGGCCCUUCUCUUAGGUUGCACAUGCGUUUCCUGGAAGAUUUCUUGGUCGGGGGAACAGGCAGCCUCCCCAGAUCCCACGUGAAUGGCCUUGAUGAGCACCAACGAGCCGGGGAGGCAAAAGCUCACGGUGAGGAGUCCGAGGUGAUUUCUGGGUGACUCUAAGAUGGAAACCCUCCCAGAUGGUCACAAGGUGGCAAGUGUUCUGGCCACGUGCAGGAGGAAGCCACAGCUGCACACACAUGGCAUAGGGAGGUGGUGGUUCUCUUGCCACGAGCCAGUGUGGUUUGCAGCCGUGCCCUGUCUGCCUUCUCAUCGGGGAGCCAGUUCAGGGGGCCAAGUUCCCCCAUACAGGUCUUUCUGGACCUGCAGGCCACAUUAAAGCACUGCUCCUGCCUGAAGUGACUCCUCUUUGAGGGACCUUCUCUCAAAGUGUCACUGGUACUGUGAGCAGAGAAUGAAGGCUGGUCUCCCCUGCCCCUCAGGCCUGACUCCGAGCAGCGGUCCUGCUCCCAGGCUGUGACCCCUCGUGAUGAACGGGUCAGCGAGAACUUCAGAGGUGACUCCAGAAUUAUCCCAGGCACCGGGCUUGGCCAAUGGGAGAGAGGCAUGGUAGUGGCACACACCUGACUUGCCCUUGGCUCCAGGACCACCUACUUCUGAGGAACCAGUCAAGGGGUGAUACCCUCUAGCUGUCAGAAGAGAAAAAAUUGCUGGGCUAGGAGUGUGGUAUACUAGCAUCCGGGGCACCUUUCAAGACCAAGGUAGAAAGCCAGCCAAGGGGCCAGGGAGACAGCGCCCAGAGGCAGAGCACAGGCUUUGCCUGUGCAGGGCCUUCAGUUCCAGCCCUAGCACUGUAUGACCCCUGGAUCACCGUCCAGUGUGGAUCUGACGAUGCUCCAGGCCACCUGGCCUGGGCACUGGACUUUCAGAUCUAAAACACUGGGAGUGGCCCUGGGCUUCCCCUGCAUCCCAGCACUGCCUGUGAUCCUGAUUUUAAAAAAAGACCAAUUCUUUGGGGCCAGAUGGUAAUACAAUGGGCAGUGUGCUUGCCUCAGACCUGGUUGACCUGGGUUCGAUCCCCAGCACCCCGUAGGGUACCCCAAGCACUGCCAGGAGUGAUCCCUGAACACAGAGCCGGGAGCAAGUCCUAAGCACCACCGGGUGUGGCCUAAAACCGUAUGUUAAAAACAAAAACUUCUCUCUCUACCUUGGUAUGAGAUGGGAGCAGAAAAAAUGUGCCUUUACUUUGAUAG